GAUGCUCUUGGAAAAACUCACAGUUCUGUGUGAGCGCAGCCGAGCGAAGGCAAAAAACUUUCUCUCUAACGGGAGUGGUGUGUUUAGUUCUGCAGCACUCAGAUUGCUCUUGUCGUUUAGUUUGGAUCGUUGAUUUUUCGAGACCAAAAAUAGCAUAUCCCUCAUCCAUGUCGCGUUGGGACUUUUAGUGGACAUAUCUAUCUUUACGCACGCACACAAUCUCUCAAUUGUAUGCAGUUUCCGGAUCUUCUAGUUUGAGCGUCGAUUUAGGAGGACCGUUGGACUUUUCCAUUCGCGUUUAUUCUUUUGUGAUUUGAUAUUUUCGACAGACACCUGAUAUUUUCUUAAAGUGCUCACGGUAGGAUGAAGACACGCAGGUAACAAGGGUGGUGAGGACAUUGCCAGGCCAGCGGAGUCGAGCCCUGCGCUCGAGAUCAACAGAGCCCCGUCCUGAUGAUGACCAUAAACAUGGAUGACGGUCUCCAGAAUGGACUUGGACAGCACAGGAAUUCACAAGAAGAUGAAGAAGCGCUCCACUCCAUCAUGAAGGACCUGGCGGCGCUUAGCUCCCGCAGUUACCCCAACAGCAACAUGGGUCACAAGCCCAAGAUUCGCAGCCCCAACCCCCGACAGGAUCUACGGGUGAAGUUGGAGCAUGAGAGAGAGAAACGGAUCAUCAUGUUCCAGCAGCCCCUCAAGUUCAAGGAGUUGCUCCAGAAAGUAACCGAGGCUUUUGGCCAACAGAUGGACAUGUUUUAUACUGACAAAGAGGUAAUGCUGCCGUUGAAGAACCAGGAGGACUUGGAGAAAGUUCCUCUGUGUGCCGGCUUGAACGGCCCUAUGAGGAUAUCCCUGAAAACUCCCAAGAACAACCAUUUUCUACAGGUGAACAGCAGGGACAAACAGAGUGAGAUGAAGUCAUCCAGGUCGCUUGGGGACAUCAAGGGAUCUCUGCUCAAGGGCUCGGAGCGAGUGCGCAAACAUUCCACAGGCUCUCUGCACACAGGCCGCACGUCCCCCCCUCCCGGCAGUGUUCCUGAGGAGCAGCAGCAGAUCGCCCGGCAGGGUUCCUACACCAGCAUCCACAGCGAGGGCGAGUUCAUCCCCGAGAUCCACGAGCAGAGCCUCAUCGAGCCGUUUGAUGAUUCACUGUCUAGCAGCUGCCAGUCACUGGACCAAGCCCUGGACAGUCCUCCUUUUUCCCAGAACAACCGGGACAACAAUUACCUGAACCUCAACUACGAGUACAAAGGUCGGCACGGGAAACACGGGACUUUCCCCCGGCAGUUCCACAUGUCCAAUCGUAGUAAGGACUACGGUGAUGGCCGGAGAACGUUCCCACGGAGCUUCAUGCCAGUUCCCCAGGAGAACCUGCUUCAGCUGGUCCCGUCGAGUCGCACACGCAGCUACAACGGAGAGAGCACCCUGCAGUAUGAUGCCCUCCCCUCAGGUUCCCCGCGCAACUGUCACAUGUCGCCGCGGGCACCGGUGAACUGGCGGCAGGGGAAGCUGCUGGGCCGCGGGGCGUUUGGAGAGGUCUUCCUCUGCUACGACGCAGACACGGGCCGCGAGCUUGCGGUCAAGCAGGUGCCCUUUGACCCUGUUUGCCAGGAUACCAGCAAGGAGGUGAACGCUCUGGAGUGCGAGAUCCAGCUGCUGAAGAACCUCCGUCACGAGCGAAUCGUUCAGUACUACGGCUGCCUGCGUGACCCAGACCAGAGAAAGCUCUCCAUCUUUGUAGAGUUUAUGCCAGGGGGCUCUAUAAAGGACCAGCUGAAGGCAUACGGUGCUUUGACAGAGAAGGUGACACGCAGAUACACUCGUCAGAUACUGCAGGGCGUCUCCUACCUUCACGGCAACAUGAUUGUACACAGAGACAUCAAAGGGGCUAACAUACUUCGAGACUCCACAGGAAACGUGAAGCUGGGCGACUUUGGGGCCAGCAAGCGGAUCCAGACCAUCUGCAUGUCUGGCACAGGCAUUAAGUCUGUCACUGGCACCCCCUACUGGAUGAGUCCGGAAGUGAUUAAUGGUGAAGGAUAUGGGCGAAAGGCUGAUGUCUGGAGUGUCGCCUGUACAGUGGUGGAGAUGCUUACCCAAAAGCCACCUUGGGCUGAAUAUGAGGCCAUGGCGGCCAUCUUUAAGAUCGCCACUCAGCCAACCAAGCCCAACCUUCCUGACGGCGUGUCAGAAGCUUGCCGGGAUUUACUGCGGCAGGUGUUUGUGGAAGAGAAGUGCCGCCCCACCGCCGACCUUCUGCUCUUCCACCCUUUCGUGCAGGGGGCCUUCUGACACCCCCCUGGACCCCCACCCCCGCCCCGCCCCAGUCUCUAGGGCCCCUCGGUGACCAUAAAGGGCCCAGCACCUCACCCACCAACUAACUGGGUCACCACACUCCACCUCCCAGUGACCAAGAGAAGAUGCUCUCCACCUCUCUACAGCACAGUCUAUCUCCGACUACUCCAUGCUUACAGAGGCAGGCACACAACACAGUAAAACCCUGUGGUCCUGUUUAGAUCCCACCAACUCCCACUCAUUCUAGUACCACAUACUCAUGUAGUACUAAAUAUGGUUAGAAAUGAAAUUGGUCACUAUCGAAAGAGGAAGUUCAGGUUUAUACUGAGUCAUCUCUGGCCUCUUUCGGCCAGCCAAACCUCCAUGGGUGAGUGGGUUAGACUUCAAGGGCGUAGAGGGCAUGGGCGAGGCCUGAGCUGGCUGGCUCACUGGCCCAAGGCAUAUGUGACGCCACCUCACCGCUCCUACCUCCAGCAUCCCAGCCAGAGAGAUGCAGUGGUGGCCAGUGAGGUGGCACUUCCACUGGAGGGGUGUCCAGCUGGCGUGCUUCGGGAAAAAGGGGGUUCAAUUGCAUGACAGUGAUAUGUCACCUGAGUCAUCCACUGUAGGAUGUGACAAAAGCAUUUUUUACAUUGCUGUAUGUAUCACAUUCAGGUGUUAGGAAACAAAGCCAUUUUGAUGGCAGUUCCACCACCUCCCCCAAAACACACUCAAAUCCAAGUUUAAUACCAUUGGAUUGCAUUGCGUUAUAUGUUAUAAGAGACAGCACAUAAACAUUUUGAUAGCUAGUUUUCUAUUUGAAGCAUGUCGAUAAGAAAAUGUCAGUACUGUAACAAAUACUCGUUGAGUAAUUUUGAUAUGGUUGACUGUAAUGGUUAGAAUCUAACCAUUUGAAGAUGACACAGACCAAUACUUGUCUAACCACCUAAGUGGUGAAAGUGUGUGUGUCAAACAAGUGUGUCUUCUGAAUGUGCACAAAUGCUUUAGAUAGAUGAAUAAUGAAGCACAUUUUGUAAUGCAAAAUUCAUCUCGUGAAGGUUACAUGAUUAUAUGAAGCGCUCUGCCCCCUGUUUUAAAAGGAGUCAAUCACUGUACUGAAGUCGUUUGUUCCCUUUUGCACUUUUUGUAUCUUGCAUUCAUAGGGUGUUAACACACAGGACAACUGAAAAAAGAAAUAUUUUUUAUGUUUUACAAAUUAAAACUUUGUAUAUUUUUUUUUAAAACAGAGAAAUGUGGACUCUUCUAAGGUUUGGAGGAAAAUACCAAACAUUUUGUAUUUUUUUUUUUAAAUAUACAUAUACAUUGAGAUGCUCUUAAAUUGUCUUAGCAAUACUGCAAUGCCGACAUGUACGGCUAGGCUGAAAAUAAUCACACAUGUCCAUGUCCUCAUAGAUCACAGUAUGUAUCAUACACCUUCACCUAAGUGACCAAAGAGUGGCUUAUGCCUAUGAAGAAAUGGAUGGCAAAUGUGGGGCAAUUAAAAUGCAGUCCUGGCUUGGGGCUGUCGUGUAAAGAUUCAAAUUGCAGAGCCUGAACAGUGGGUUCACUGAGUGACCCAUGUUUAAUUGGGUCAUACGAUGUACUUGUGUACUUAGGCGAAGGCACCGAGUCUUUGCAUUGCAUUGAGCGUCUUAGAAUAGAAUUUGAACGGCAAUCAAUUUCUUCCAUUUUAAUUGGUCUGUCCUCAGAAUGAUUAAGUGGCCAAUACAAAAGAGGCAGAGAAAAUGGGAAUGUACAAAACAUAAUGCUCACAUUUGCCAUGCAUUAAUUAGCAGAAAACCAUGAACAAAAAUGACUGUAAAGUAAAAGUGCCUUGUAAACCAUAAUGUAAGAACACAAAUGGUAAGACGUAUGCAUUCCAUUGACAUCUGUCUGUAUUUCGAGAAAGGAAUAUAGAAAUGAUUUACAUGAAAACGAUUGUAUUGUAAAUAUGUUAUACCGCACUUGUAUGAAAUUACAUUUCAUUAUAUUCAAAUUAUAUAAGUAGACUACCCAAAAUUUCUCGAGACGGAAAUUCUUUAUGAUCUCAGAGAAGUCAGUAGAACAUGAUAACAGUGCUUUUGAAAGGGGCUCUGAACACUCAGUCUUGGCCUUGAUGAUGAAGCCUGGAACAGUCAAUAUCUUUUGUACAUUUAAUUUAAUAAAUUAAAUGUUAAAGACA
Messenger RNA from Clupea harengus (Atlantic herring), 4456 nucleotides. RefSeq names its product mitogen-activated protein kinase kinase kinase 22 (gene map3k22). Gene Ontology annotation, molecular function: protein binding; ATP binding; protein kinase activity. Gene Ontology annotation, biological process: protein phosphorylation. Lineage: Eukaryota; Metazoa; Chordata; Actinopteri; Clupeiformes; Clupeidae. The record is from RefSeq and is a predicted model, not a curated record.